AUGGCAACUCGCGCCAUCCGCAUUGGCUUCGUGCCCGAGCACUACCUCCUCCCGCUUCAUUUCUGCAACAAACACAACCUUUUCCCCUCGUCCCUCCAGAUCAACCUUGUCCCGUUCCCCUCGGGGACCGGCCACAUGAUCACGUCCCUUCGCUCCAAGGAGAUCGACCUAGCAAUUGGUUUAACCGAAGGCUGGGUCGCUGGACUUCUGAACCCCUCUGUCCAGGGCCAAUCGCUGCAAGAGAAGGGGUAUUCCAUUGUUGGGUCAUGGGUGUCGACUCCACUUCGAUGGGCUAUCGUCACGGGGAGAAACCGAGACGAUAUCUCGUCGGUGGAUGAUCUGAAACAACAUCGACGAGUGGGCGUCAGUAGGAUGGGCAGCGGGAGUCACAUCAUGGCCUUUGUUCUUGCGCAGCAGGAAGGAUGGCUUCAUCACACCAAGGAUCAAAAAUCAGAAGGGCUGACCCUCGUGCCGCUGGGUCCCUUUAAGGAUCUUCGCGACGGAGUCACUGGGAACAUCGCCGACUUCUUCAUGUGGGAGCAUUUCACUACUAAACCCUAUUUCCACGGGGAUGACACACCCUUGAAGAAGAUUGGAGAGAUCUAUACCCCCUGGCCUAGCUGGCAUAUUGCUGCUUCAAGUGACACAUUUCCUGACCCGCGCUCGGACGAGACCCUGAAGCAGGUUUUCGAUGCGCUGGACAAGGGAAUCAAAAUGUUUAACGAGGAUCCUGACGCUGGAAUUAAGAUGCUUGGGACAGGCGAGGCGGGUUGUCAUUAUUCUGAGGAGGACGGAAGGGAGUGGCUGGAGGACGUGAAGUUUGUGGAUGGGACGAGAGGGGUGGAUGCAGGGGUAAUGGGAGGAGUGGUAGAUGUCCUCAAGACGGCUAAUGUCAUUGACACCACUGUAGAGAUCCGAGAGGGUGAUGGAGUCAUUGGAAUUGCGAGGUAG
Molecule: messenger RNA, 951 nt
Organism: Fonsecaea multimorphosa CBS 102226
Lineage: Eukaryota; Fungi; Ascomycota; Eurotiomycetes; Chaetothyriales; Herpotrichiellaceae
Exons: 1
Coding region: 1-951 (316 amino acids)
Source: RefSeq, a predicted model, not a curated record